AUGGGCCGUUGGUGGCGCGGCGGGGAACACCACACUUUCGCGGUUGAAAAGGGCAUCGGCCGGUCGAUGCAGAUCAACGUCGACAUUGUCGUCAACAUGAAGUGCAGCGACCUCCACGUCAACGUUCAGGAUGCGUCGGGCGACACCAUCUUUGCCGGCAUGUUGCUCAAGAGGGAGGAUACCGCCUGGAGCCAGUGGGCCGACGGCAAGGGCGUGCAUAAGCUCGGCGCCGACUCUCAGGGCCGCAUCAUGACGGGCGCCGGCUACGACGAGGAAGGCUUUGGAGAGGAGCACGUCCACGACAUCGUCGCCGCGGGCAAGAAGAAGGCGAGGUGGCCCAAGACCCCCAAGGUCAAGGGUAAGGCGGAUAGCUGCCGCAUCUUUGGGAGCAUGGAUUUGAACAAGGUGCAAGGAGACUUCCACAUCACCGCCAGAGGCCACGGCUACAGGGGUGUCGGUGAGCAUCUGAGCCAUGACGAAUUCAAUUUCAGCCACAUCAUCUCCGAGCUGUCCUUUGGGCCCUUUUAUCCUUCUCUCGUCAACCCGCUCGAUCGUACGGUGAACGUCGCCAAAGCCCACUUCCACAAGUUCCAGUACUUCCUGUCCGUCGUGCCUACGAUAUACACCGUCGGCACCAAGGGCAAACCCUCCAACACCAUCCUGACCAACCAGUAUGCCGUGACCGAACAGAGCAAGGAGACCACGGAGCACUCCAUCCCCGGCAUUUUCUUCAAGUACGACAUCGAGCCCGUGCUGCUCACCGUUCAGGAGACCCGCGCCGGCCUGUUCGUCUUUAUCAUCAAGAUUGUCAAUGUCCUUAGCGGUGUCGUUGUGGCGUGCCACUGGGGUUUCACCCUCAGCGACUGGCUCAAGGAUGUCUUGGGAAAGAGGAGACGAAGCACCCAGGGUGUUUUGGGCUCCAAGGGCGAGGAGGAAGAAUAG
Molecule: messenger RNA, 942 nt
Organism: Parascedosporium putredinis
Lineage: Eukaryota; Fungi; Ascomycota; Sordariomycetes; Microascales; Microascaceae
Source: the annotation of a GenBank genome assembly